This is a messenger RNA of Larimichthys crocea (large yellow croaker), 5232 nucleotides long. RefSeq names its product PPARGC1 and ESRR induced regulator, muscle 1a (gene perm1a). NCBI's taxonomy places the organism in Eukaryota, Metazoa, Chordata, Actinopteri, Sciaenidae. Gene Ontology annotation, biological process: response to muscle activity; regulation of DNA-templated transcription. Bases 599 to 4525 code for a protein of 1308 amino acids. The record is from RefSeq and is a predicted model, not a curated record. The transcript has 7 exons. Gene Ontology annotation, cellular component: nucleus; cytoplasm.
CCUUGCAUCGGUCAUGGAGGUCAUCCACAGUUAGAAACACUUGCAGGUCGCAGUGUGGGUACAGUAGCCUGGAGGUGCAGUCUAAAUCCUGCAGAGCCGACUACUUGGUGGAUUUUGACAUGACCCCCAAACGGCUGGAGCAUUGAUACUGCUGUGUUGUCGGUGACAUUUGAGGUUUGAGAAGACAAUGAUGUUUUGUUUGUGCGCCUGAUCAAAUCUCACCAUUGUCAGGUCGCAUAAUCCUCCUGAGUGCCUGCAGGCGCCCCACUAUGAGGAUUAGCUGAGUCACAUUAGUCCCAUGUGAUGCAGCUUCAGUCUCAUCCCCUGAUCUGAUCGUUCUGGCUCUCCUGGAAAGAUUCAGGUCCACUGUGACUCCAUGACAUCACACCAGAGAGAUGGAACGUUACGUGUAUUACGUGAUCAUAAGCACCGCUCUAUAUUUAUCAAAUCAUGGGGCUUGCUGUGCUGCAUGCUCGUGCAAACGAACGCCCACCUAAGGACAUACAACAUGGUGCUGCUGAGACUCCAGACCUCUCACCUCCUGUAGACCAGGAUCACAGCUCAAGCAGGACAGGUUCUAUUGCACCAUCUAAGUGAAAUGGAAGACUUUGAAUUCAGUGUGGAGAUCUCUGACCGUGACUGGGAAUGCUUCUUUACGGAGUGUGAGGAGUGCAACCUGCUUCCUCCUUCGUUGGCAGCUGUGGAUGACUCUGGGAUGAGUGACAUGGAUGAUACAGGGUCCAUUGUUGCAAAGAGGUUUCAGAAAGUCGACGUGACAGCAGGCUUUUCAGAGGCUGACUGCCCAAUGGACGGCCCCCCAGACUGUGAGGGCUCUCCUGUGGAGCAUUACCUUGGCAAACACGGCAUAGGUGGAAUGGAGAGCGUCCUCUCGGGCAGUGAGGAGGAUAUACACCUGCAAUCUAUCAAUGUAUUCUUUGAAAGGCUGAAAAAUGUUGCAGAGGCUGAGAGGCUUACUGAGCCAAGCCAAGUGAGAGUUAGAAAAAACAGAGAGGUAAUGCAGGAGGAGGAGCACUGUAGUGAUGGGCAACAAGCCAGCAGCACUUCUUUGCCAAAAAACAUCCCCAAGUUAAACUGUCUGCCUGCCAGGGGUGAAACAGCAGUUGGCAAAGAGACCAUGGAGCCUGUCGACACCAUCAGCAAUGUAAUGAAAACAAUGAAAAAAGACAAGCCUGGUUCCAACAUUUCCCCUGAACCUGCAGCCAGUAACUCAGUGCUCAAGACUAACCCUGAAACAAGAAUAUUCAUCACAGAGGAAACCGGCACAGAAACCAGAGUAAAUGAGGCAACACAGUCUCUUGACUUACCAAACGGGGUCGAGACGACACCUAACACUGACAAAGUGAUGAAGGUGGAAAUGUGCACACCUCUGGAGGACGUUAAACAGGGGUAUUUGUUGACAAGUCAGUUAACUCCCAUUAAAAAGUGCAGCACUGAUUCAUGGAGUGAUUUAGAAACAAUGACAAAUGUAAAAUGGAAGGAAGACCCGAAUGUUUCACAGCCAGAUGCAACAAGUAUAAACAAAACAGCAAGCCAAGAAUCGUCUCCAUCUGCCUCUAUCAGAAGGAAGAGGAAGAAGAAGAGACGACUCAGUGUUGAGCCAACUGAGAGCGUGCAUGGAUAUGAGAGACAGGUUUUAGUCAAGCAGAGCGACUCAGAGGAAGAGCAGUAUGCAUGGAGAGGAGCAACGGUACCUGAGGAUAUUAAUUUAUUUUAUUCAAAUGAACCACAGAAAACUGUUAUGGCCUCUUUAGCUGGAUAUUCAGCCACCAGUGAUCUCCCAGUGAAGAUAUCUGCUAAGGAGAUAAAAGUAAAAGAUCUUUCUCACUGCAGUCCUCCAUGUUUCAGUCAAUACCAGCAUUUACCGGAGAGCUUAGUCAGAGAGGGAAGGUAUAAAGCAACAGGCCUGACUGUUAGUAAUGUAACUAAUGGUAGGUCAGUAACCCCACUGAGGCAAACUGACAGUAUAAUGUCAGCAUCAAACAACAGUGGUAAUGUCACAACAAAUUUACAACCAUGCAGCAAAUUACAAGUAGAAGAAUCAGCUCGACUUAAACAUCCUGGUGUAGCUGGUAAUUCAGACCUGGACACAGUAACAGCAGGUUUCCAGCAGUCUGAUAAAAUAAAUCAUUCUAAUAUUUGUUGUGAAAAUGAACAAAAUCCAGACUUGUGUACAGCAGAGGUCAAAUCACUAACUCAAAGCAUUUUACCAAGCGCAGAGUCAAAUGAUCCCGACGUGGACGUCGUCCAAAAUGACAGACUAUCUGCUGCUAAGUCAGUCCUGGCUGAAGAGGCUGGAAAUUCUGGCGGAGACAUCCACACACUGUGUCAAAGAGAGGAUGAGCCCCAACAACAGCUGGAAAUUGACUGUCACUACACAGAUCAGUAUAGCUCGACACAGGAAAAGACUCACUUUCCUGUGUCUGCAGAUGGUAUGAACAGUCCUGACGCUCAAGUGAACUGCACUACAUUAACAUUAGACACCAGCAAUUUACCGUCAGAUCAAUGCUGUCUGUUUAAAAGUCCCAGUUUAGAUAUAAAUAUUACAGUACGGCAAACAGAGUAUCCUCUAGUGUGUCACACUUUAUCCAAAUUUGAUGUUUUGUCAGAGGAAAACACAACAACAGCCGAAUUAUCAGCAUCACAAAUAAUGGAUGUUCAUAGUGAGAACCCCAUGCCAUCUGGUGAAAUUAAUCUAACAGGCAAAAGUCAGCCAAAUCCUUCAGAUUUCACAACUCACCUCUCAUCCUGCUGUAUUCUGGACACAGAGUCAGUCAUGUCACUCUCAAAUGAAAAUAUCGCAGACAUGUCCAGAAGUUCUUGUUUAUCUGUCAGUCAAAAUGACACUGGACUUAAAGAAGAAAAAGCAUCACUAAUACUGACAAAACCUGCAGAGAGAUGCGACACAUCUGGACCUGAAACUUCUGUAUCAAAUGACACAACAGAUUCAAAAUGUGAUUUGGUGCUCAAAGCAGAAGAUGCCAUCAUACCAUCUAAAGGAGAAUGUAAACCUGAAAAGACACCAGAUUCAAAACAGUCAGUGUUUGCUAUGUCUUCUUUUUGGAGUGAGAUGGAGAAGUUGACGAUAAAAGAUAUUCUGCGUUUACGAAUGACCAGCACAGCUGCUCCACCCAGCUCCCUCCCUUCUUUACAAGAAAAUGAGGAAAAUGACGUGUUAACUAUGAUGGAUUCAGGAUUCUUUAAUCAAAUGGACAAGUCCAAGCCUGAACAAAGUUUAGGUUCGGUCUCUUCAAGAGGUGUUAUGUGGGAGAGUGAACCCGUCCCAGUGAGUCUAGGUACUGAUAUUUACACUAACAACAUGAUGUUGACAUCUGUUAGUAACAUUUCUCAACCAGUCCUUCCUGCAAGUGCUCAAACGUGCCGCAGAAAGAUUUGUAAAAAUGUAAGCGUGCACAAUCUACAUGCCCUGGAGUCUUUUAGCUACACAUGGAAAGACCAAACUUUACAAACCUUAGAGGAAGGAGAAUUAGAACAACUAAAGUAUUUGCCUGAUACACAAGUGCCUAAGCAAGACAAAGACGUGGACUAUUUAGCUUCAUCUUCAGCAGACAGCUACAGAAUCUCUCUCACAGAUGUAUUUCAGUACUUCUUUGGUGGAAAGCAAUCAAAUCCCAGUCAACCAGCCACAGAUAACAUAAACACCUGCUACACUGAUGGAAAUUCUGUCCCUGAAACUUACGAUCAUUUCUUCUCUGAGUUCGAUACAGAAAGCUUCUUCUACCCUCUGAUCACAGCAAAAGAUCAAGCCAAAGACGAGCUGGUUCCCGUCUUUUCCUACUCUCGAGCAGCCAACAGAAACUUUCAGUUCCCCGAGGCUUAUGAUUACUUCUUUGCAUCCUCAUCUUCAGAUGAUUCUGCUGCGGAGUCAGAUGAAGAAGAAAACUGUGCUCCUGUGAGGGUGGUGAACAGGUUCAGUUGUACAUCAAGCUCAUCUAAGAUUUCUACUGACGCAUAUGAGAAUUUCUUCACAGACAGAGAUCUCGGCCACAAUUUCUUUUGGAAAAAUGCACUCUCUUUCAGGAAUAUUAGUCUUACUGGAUCUAAAGUCCAGAAUCAGAGUCCCUCUAACUCCCUUGUACCUGUGAGACAAAGUGCAAGUUCCUUUCGGACAGUUUAUCCAAUGAAUGCUCUGGGAAAUCAAGGUGUGAUGCUUUCUGAUCCACUUCUCCGUCACCUGGAGGACAGGAUCUCUAUACAGCUAGCACAGCAGCCCUUCAGACAUGAGGACUUGCAGAUAGCUGUUUCAAAUCCAAGGUUGGAUGCCUCCCUCCUGCCUCUCAAACAGUCAGACAUGUGUCUGGUUUGUAUUGCAUUUGCUUCAUGGGUGCUGAAAACUGCAAACCCACAAGUUGGAGAUGCCUGGAAGGCUGUUCUGCUGGCGAAUGUAAGCGCUUUGUCAGCCAUCCGAUACCUGCGUAAAUAUGUCAAGAUGGAGGCGUCAACCAGUGAGAGGAAACUGAAUUACACAGAAUCGUCUGAUUCUUGACGUCCUGCCUCUGAAUACGUCACGUUUAAAAGGAAAUAUUGUUCCAUGAGUACUGAUUAAAAAAAGCCAGUGCAGGAUCUUGGCCCUUUGUGGACGUUGUGAAAUGCUUGAUGUGCUGCUACUUGUUUGCGUUACGUAUUUGCACUAUAUUUAAUAGUAGUUGUUCUGCUUCUUGCUAAAUUAAUUUGGUUGACUGUUUUGCUAUGUAAUGUCUGAAACCAUGCGUGAGAUGAUGCAAUAUGAAACUGCUAAAGGCAAGAUGAGACAUAUUUUUUCAGAAAGAUGGCUUAGGUGUUUGUAAAUAAGGUUCUACUGAAAGAAGAUUAUAAGCAGGUUCAAACAGAGAUGUACAGUCAAAGAUGUUGAACAGGAGAUAAAUGGAUUAACUUGAGGCACUUGAAGAAUUUCUGUUUGUUUUCCAUUACACACUAGUGAGUGUUAAAUAUUUCAAUAAUAAUUAUUUAUUAUAAUAUUUUACAAAAUAAGAUGAUAUGAAAUCUCUUGUAAUGUUUUCCAAAAUGGUAAUACUUACAAAAGCAUAAUUCAUGUGGGGGACUGUAUUCUGUGCCAGUAUCAGUUUUAUAUGUAUAAAGUUAAUUGUAUUUUCAUGGUGGAUAAUUUAGAGAUGACUAUACAUUGUUUUGUCAUAUGGAUUUCUCUGUAAGCUGUUGAUGUCUCAGUAUAACAACAGUAAACAGCAUUUCUGA